Drosophila ficusphila is the source of this 1875-nucleotide messenger RNA. RefSeq lists its product as uncharacterized. The record is from RefSeq and is a predicted model, not a curated record. The coding region runs from base 1413 to 1793 and encodes 126 amino acids. Gene Ontology annotation, molecular function: protein phosphatase inhibitor activity. NCBI's taxonomy places the organism in Eukaryota, Metazoa, Arthropoda, Insecta, Diptera, Drosophilidae. The transcript has a single exon. Gene Ontology annotation, biological process: regulation of signal transduction.
UUAAAUUUUUAUAUGAAUUGGUUGACGAAAAGUUCCGCAAAACCAAAAGUCAGAAGACAAAAGAGCAAGAAAAACAUUGGUAAAUUUGUCGGGUUAUGCUGAUACAUGAUAUAUGUAUAAUGCUGCACCUUUUUGGACAAGCUUUUAUAAACCCACAAUUAGAAAUUCCAUUCUUAAGUUUCUUAAUGCCUUUACAACUCUUAUUUAAAUAUGCAAAUAUUCUAAUAAAUAAAAAAAAACUAGCAUUUAAAGGUCAAAUACAAACUGAAUGAAGCGGAGAUCGAAUUUUUGUGAAUGGAAGUGAGGAAGAUCAAGUUGAACGAAGAACUACAAGCUUGGGAAUUCCAGCUUUGAGAUACGUUUAAUCAGAUGUAUGCGACAGGUGAGAAUCGGCAUGAAAUUUGCAUUAAUUCUUCGACCAUCUGAAAAAAAAAAACAUAUUUAUGAUAUAAACACAAUCAUCAAACGAGAUCUUUGGCCAACCCUGAGGCAUUCAUUUGUCACGUCGUAUUAAGGCAUCUGCAAGUUGACUUAAUAACCUUAACUAAUUUGCGGAUAAAAAGUUAUUAAUGAUGAAUAUUAUGCGGCUAAUCCAAUCUUUUUUGGCCGACCACCCCGAGCGAAAUUUAGGGAACCCACGAAUGGCCAAAUGUGAAUCGAAUCGAAUAUGUUAAGUCCGAGUCCAAAACACUCAAUGUCCACACCUCAGGUGGCGAUAGUCUAGCAUGUCUCAUUAAUAUUAAUAUGGCCAGCCAGUCAGUCGUUUGUCCAAAAACUAUGUAUCUAUGUAUCUUUGUAUCUUUCCAUCUGCGCUGAGGCCUUAGGCUCGCUUUUUGGGUUUCUUUUUCGCCUUCGCCGAGAUAAAUUGCCUUUAUUUAUAUUAGUUAAUAUUUAAUCUUUAACGCCAUUAAUUUUAGUUGAGCGUAUUAAUUGCUGCUGAUCUCGCUUGUCAAAUCACUUUUUGCCUUUAUCUCAGAGUCUUUAUUAAUUUUUCGUCUUAUUUGUGUAUUUACAUUUCAAGUUUUUCAACUCGUUUUUCUUUUUCAGUUUCUCAGCUUCAGUUUCUUGGCGUUGGUUCUUUGUUAUUGCCUCUUUUUUUUUUUGACAGCAAAAGCGUGCUCUUGUGUAGACACACUCGUGUUGGCUGCUUUUUGUUUCUGGCUUUUGAUUAAUUUACUCUUGGCCGCGAACAGAAGCCGCAUCGAUUUGGUUUCUUUUCGAGGUAUUAAUUUAUUAAAAUGUUAAUUAAUUUGUCAGGCGUCGACAGCCGUCGAAUCCGCUUGAUAAAUAGUCCACAAAACGAGUUUGGAGGAGGAGGAGGAUGAGGAUGGGAAAAUCGAACCUAUUUCCCUUGCAAACAUGGCUGUGAAAUUUACGUGACUUAUAACUGAAGAAACAUUUGUGCUUGAAAUAUGUCGGAGAAGGAUAGAAAUAAGGCGCCGGAGCAGUUGGACGAUGAAACCAGUGAGGAUGAUUCAGGUCUGGCGAAUCUUGAAAAUCGACAAUCGAUUGACACCAAUGCAAUCAGCAUAUCGCCUUCGAUUCUGCGACCGAUUAAUACCCCUCGACCGGAUCUCUCAAAUGCCCCCUCGGUUGUCCUUUCCCUGCCGGAAGAUUCUGGUGUCAGCGAAGAAACGCCGGAGCAGAGGCAGCGGCGGAGGAUGAGGUUCCUCGAACUGCGAAGGGAGCACUACAACAACAUGCACAGUGAACAGUGCCACAUGGCGGACUACGACGACGAGGAUCACGCAAAGGAGCAACCGCCGACCGAGGAGAAAACCAAACCCAAAUAGGAAUUGGUUCCAUUAAAGCUCAAUCUAAUUAGUUCAUUCUGUAAACGUUAAAUUAUUAUUAUAGCAAAUUAAUUUUUUGCAA